This is a messenger RNA of Penicillium cinerascens, 1086 nucleotides long. RefSeq lists its product as uncharacterized. Lineage: Eukaryota; Fungi; Ascomycota; Eurotiomycetes; Eurotiales; Aspergillaceae. Bases 1 to 1086 code for a protein of 361 amino acids. The record is from RefSeq and is a predicted model, not a curated record. The transcript has 2 exons.
AUGGCAAGCGUGAUGCGUAACAGCACUCUCAAGAGACUGCUAUUCUCACUUGCCGUCACCUUGCUCGUUGCCUCGCUUGCUUUAAGUACCAAAUUACCCCUCCGAGUCAUCGACCACGGUCACGGCCAUGACCAUCUCCAUCACCAUAAGCGCAGUACCGAACAUAAACACGACGUGUUGAAUCACAAUCUGCAAGAAAGACGUACAACCACCUAUGCCGCAGCCGUCCGAAAGGGAAGAGGCCUGAUGUGCCUUAUGGAAUCCACGAUCGCCAAAGCAGCCACUCUCAACUUAGCUGGAAACAUCCAGUCAACAUGGCUGGCGUCGGACGAUCUCAUAUCCCAGGGAUGGAGACCAAUGAAUAUGGGGACCUUCACGUAUAAAGACUUGACCAUCGACUUGCCUGUUUAUGGGAGCAAGUUGGACGCUUUCUUCUCCUCGAUGGGGAUUUCCUUUAACAGUUAUAGUGCUCAGUAUGCGAUGAGCAUAGCUCCUGGGCGUUACUCCAAGGAUGGCAAUCUUGCAUAUUGCAUUGCAUCCCAGGGGAUAUUCGGCAAUAUGAUAGACACAUCCUCCGGCACCAUCGUCGCCGACCUGAACAGGAGCCCCUUGAGCAUGAAUUACCAGGCGGUUACGCUAAGCAAUUUCUGCCCUAUACGACAGUGGUCUGAUGCCGUAUAUACCCAAUGGUUAGCUGCUGAGGCGGAGGAAUCCACGUCGCUGAAUCGCAUCGUCCGGGCUGGUAUAACCAACACCGCGACACAGGAGUUCGUCAUCCAGGCACUCCAAAACAAGGGCACUGUGACCGAGAUCCCGACGUGGGAUGCGAACAACCAGCUCACCCUGACGCGCGCAGACGAUGGGGACUUCUUUGCUGCUAUCCUGGGUAGCCCCAAUGGAGCGGGAUGUGCGUACCUGUUGGCGCAGCACAAGGCGCAACUGGGUAUUAAGCAGUUGACAUCAGUUAGUGUAUGGAUGAGCGGGAAUACACCGUUCGCGCUUACGGCACCGAUUGGUACCCUGGGGCAGAAUCUAAAUCUCCUCUUUAUGGUGGAAACUGUGGCGGAGCCGAUCGAUGUGGUCUGA